Messenger RNA from Xyrauchen texanus (razorback sucker), 4205 nucleotides. RefSeq names its product connector enhancer of kinase suppressor of Ras 2b (gene cnksr2b). The transcript is spliced from 22 exons. Gene Ontology annotation, biological process: regulation of signal transduction. The record is from RefSeq and is a predicted model, not a curated record. Bases 420 to 3329 code for a protein of 969 amino acids. Gene Ontology annotation, molecular function: protein binding. Gene Ontology annotation, cellular component: membrane; cytoplasm. Lineage: Eukaryota; Metazoa; Chordata; Actinopteri; Cypriniformes; Catostomidae.
UCCUACGAGUGUGCGCGAGGGACGCUCGUGCAGACUGUUUACUGGUAACAGCGUGUGAGAAGAGGCACACACAGCUGCUUAAAUUCACCGUUGUGUUUCUCCAGUGGCUCAAUGUGAUGGGAUGAGGAAACUGUAAAGACAAAAAUAUAUGAUGGAAAAUUAUAUCUACACUAGAUAAAUUUAGAAAGCCGUCUCACAAAGACUAUUGCGAAGGAAUGCAGUUAUAAGGAGCAAUGCUUUGAACUUAAAGACCACCAACGUUUCGUUUCCAAGAGCCAGUACAAAAUUGCAGGAUAAACAUGUAGCAGAUGAAAAAUAGGCAGAAAUCUGUCUGAGCGUGGAGAUUACAGCUGACAUUGGAGUGUGCUGAAGCGCUUCUUUGGUAUCUUUGUUUGCCACCGACUGCAAAAACUUCCACAAUGGCUCUGGUCAUGGAACCAGUAAGCAGGUGGACAACAAGCCAGGUGGUUGAUUGGAUGAAAGGCUUGGAUGACUGUCUGCAGCAGUACAUUAAAAACUUUGAGCAAGAGAAGGUAGGUGGGGAACAGCUGUUGAGAAUCACCCAUCAGGAGCUCGAGGAUCUGGGCGUUUCUCGAAUUGGCCACCAGGAACUCAUUCUGGAGGCAGUGGACUUGCUUUGUGCACUGAACUAUGGACUAGAGACAGAGAACCUGAAGACCCUCACCCAUAAGCUGAACGCUUCAGCCAAGAACCUGCAGAACUUCAUAAUGUGUCGGCGGAGGGGUGGUCACUAUGAUGGCAGAGCCACCCAAAAACUCCCUAACGACUUCCUGACAUCUGUAGUAGACCUCAUCGCAGCUGCCAAGAGCCUGCUUGCUUGGUUGGAUAGGUGUUACUUCUUUAUCAGGUCUCCGUUCGCAGCCGUAGCAGACUACUCCAUGACCAGGAAUAAUGUGAUUCAGCUGUGUCUGGAAUUGACGACAGUAGUUCAGCAGGACGGCACAGUGUUUGAGACAGAAAAUAAGAUACUGCAUGUGUGUAAGAUAUUAUCAGGGGUGUGUGACCACAUCAUUUCUCUGUCAUCGGACCCCAUGAUGUCCCAGGCCGCCCAUCUGGAAGUGGUGCAGCUGGACAGCAUUAGGUCCACCGAGGGACUGGGCAUGUACAUCAAGUCGACCUAUGAUGGCCUACAUGUCAUUACGGGCACUACAGAGGGAUCCCUAGCUGACCGCUGUAAGAAAAUCCAUGCCGGUGAUGAGGUCAUACAAGUCAAUCAUCAGACAGUAGUGGGCUGGCAGCUGAAGAACUUGGUGAACUCUUUACGUAGCAAUCCUGCAGGCGUGACCCUUACGCUGAAGAAACGACCCCAGAGCACUCUCACGUCAGCCCCUGCCUUACUCAAGAAUAUGAGAUGGAAGCCCCUGGCCCUGCAGCCCAUCAUCCCCCUCAGCCCCAGCAGCAGUGUGGCCACGCCCUCCAGCACCCUCAGCACCCCAUCCAGACGGGACAGCUGUGCACUACAAGACCUCUUCAUCCCCCCUCCUCCAGAUGAGCCAUACACACCCAGAGUGGACAUGGGAAAUUUGACCUGCAAUAGCCAGCAUGCUGCCAAAGGUUCUGAGUCGCCCAACUCCUUCCUGGAUCAGGAGUGCCGAAGGCGUUUCCCUCAGCUGGACGAGGAUGCAGUCCUGUACUGUUAUGAGUAUGAUCAGAAUCAAGGCCCCCCACCUGUACGCAGGGACAGCACUCCCACUUAUGGACGGCUACGGCCUAUUUCCAUGCCUGUGGAGUAUAAUUGGGUUGGAGACUAUGAAGACCCAGCCAAGCUGAAAAAAGAGCUCAGGAGAGAAAAUGCCCUGUUGCGAUAUGUGAGUGAAGAAAAGGUGGGUCCAGAGGAGUAUCACAUACAGUGUCGCAGCAGUAAGCAUAGCAGGAGGAAGAGUGAAAAAGGUAGUAGCCCCGCCCACUAUACCCUAGUCCCCGCCCUACAGAUGGAUAUGCUGCUACAGGACUCUCUAGGCACAUCCGCAUCAGAAACCUCUUCUGUCUAUCUUACAUUUGAUCGAUCAUCAAUGCUCUCCCAGUCAAAGAAAGUUAAGUUAAGAGCUGGCUCCCUGCCCUCCAUCAGCAAACGGCGAAUCUCCUGCAGGGACCUGGGCCAGGGUGAUUGUGAGGGCUGGCUCUGGAAGAAGAAGGAUGCAAAAAGCUACUUCUCCCAGAAAUGGAAGAAGUACUGGGUUGUGCUGAAAGAUUCCUGCUUAUACUGGUACACCAAUGAAGCGGAUGAGAAGGCAGAGGGUUUUGUCAGCCUGCCGAAGUUCAACAUUGAUCAAGCCAAUGAAUGUCGCAAAAAGUUUGCUUUUAAGACUUGCCAUCCUAAAAUCAAGAGCUUCUACUUUGCUGCAGACAACGUGGAUGAUAUGAAUAGGUGGCUCAGCCGAAUGAACAUGGCUGCAUCAGCUCACUCAGAGCAGAAGAGGAUUCGACAGGAUCAUGACUACUGGAGCGAGAGUGACCAUGAGGAUCCUGAUCACAUGUCCAAAAAGGACAGUCCUCCACCUCCCUAUGACACUUAUCCUCAUGCUACCUCUGCUAGUCCGUUCCAGGAGCCCAAACGAAUCCGCCCCUCCUCCACAGAGACCAUCCAGUCUCGUUCCCCCCAGGAGGCAUACCACUCUGAGACACAAUGGGGCAGUCUGAGCUGCGCCAGCUCUCCAGGCCAAAAGUCCUCCAGUCAGCGGCGUUCGUGGCAAGACCUCAUUGAGACACCCCUCACCAGCUCCGGUCUCCAUUUUCUGCAAACACUGCCACUGGAUGAUGCUGUGCUCAUCGAUGCCAAACGAGCUGUGCCUGUAGAGCUCCGUCGCCAGUCCACUCUUCCUGCCCAGCACGGGCUGCCACCAGAAAACUAUGUCCCUCCCCCUACACCCAACCAACCCAGCCAGAAGCCCAUCACAGUUGGAGGAGGAGGCGGAAGACUUGGAGGAGGAAGCAAGCACCGUAGCUUUACCUUGCCCCGUGAUAGUGGUCUUCAUGCCAUCCUGGCUGCAACCAGUGCAGCUGAACAUGAAGAUGCCCAGCACUACCAGCAGGGAUGGGCUCAUGCCAGAGACACAGGUUCAGAGUGGGAGCGCAGGCACCAGGCUGACUCGUUGGUAGAUUUGUACAGGGCUCUGGAAAGGACUAGUCUAUCACCAGUCAAUGAGCACAGAUCCUCUUCUCGUUUAGAGUACAAGCGAUCAUUCGUCCGUCGCUGCAAUGACCCGUUACUUAAUGAGAAACUGCACCGCCUGCGGAUCUUGCAAAACUCAUUCAAGGAUAUCCCUCUUCAAGAGGCAGAGACAAAGAUAAUUCAUCGCGAUGUGUAGCCAGAGUUACAGAAGAACACAGCAGGGUACAGCAGCCAUAUCUGCUAAAAACUCCAUUUACCAAACUUCUCUUACUUUUAUUCCAACAUUCAUGAAUUCCUCUAGUUGGACUCAAUUUAAUUUAUUGUAUUUACCCUCUCUUAUAUUUAUGUUGUUGCACAUGCUAAUAUUGGCAUUAUUUUGUAUACAUACAUACAGAUAUUUUCUUUUUUGAAAUACUUGUGUUUGUAAUAAUGACUUGUAUUGACUUGACUUUGGCCUCCACCUGGGGCCAAAUAACUGCACUUCCUAUGAACUCUAAAGAACUUUACCCUACUGUUGUUUCGUGACUUAAAAAAAUACAGGGCAAGAUUAGAACUACUGAUCUAUAGAUAAUAUUUUGGUAUAUGAUUUGCAUGUUCAUUGUCUGUUUAAUAUAUUUUCUGUGACAUUUGUUUUAAUGGUCUUACCUGAAAGAGUUAAUUUGGACUGUAAAUUAUGCUGGCAGUAAAUGUUACUAUGACUGAGAGAAGGACUGAAUGCGUGUCUUUGUGUGGGUGGGUGUUGAAACCGUAGGUUUGUUGUAUAUAAUGUAUGUUGUAAUAUACUGACAGUUUGCACCCAAGUUCUGGAAAUAUCCUAUGUUGAGCAGCAAGGUUCUUGCAAUAAUGUUGAACUAAACAAUUAACUGGUUUAACACUGUCUAUUUUUCUAAGCAUGGUAUCUAUUGAGAUGUUUGUACAUUGUUUUGUAUGCUGAAAUAUGUGUUAUCUUAAGAUAACUGCAAGUGUAAAACCCUUUUAAUGUGUUCCCAAAAGAUAUUUAACAAAUUGAAACUUUCAUGUGAAAGCACCAGUGUUCUAAUAUAUUCAGAAAGUAAUUUUAAUAAUAAAUUGU